UCCGAACUUUAUAGGGCGAAAUUGUUAUUUUAAACCCUCCGUGUCUAAAGACUAAAUCUAACUCCCAGCAAAACCCAAUAGUCUCUUUUUAUCUUCUUCUUCUCUUAGACAUUUCCAACUUCACUUUUCUUAACGGCUCUCUCUCUCUCAGGCUAUUUUUGAGUUGUACAAUUCUUAAUUCCUUCUGAUACUUGACCUGGAUGGGUCCUUUAACGCUAGCUGUUGAUGCGAAAAGCACUUCUUCAGCUUCUUCAGAUGUAUCAAACAAGAAAACGCAGAAGUUGCAGCUGGAAACAAGGAAGCCUUUUGCAUCAAUUAGCAUGGAAGAGCAGAAACCAUUUGAUUUCUUUCGCACUUUAUUUGAAGGAGUUAUAGCAGGAGGUACAGCUGGUGUUGUUGUUGAAACUGCUUUAUAUCCUAUUGAUACCAUAAAGACAAGGCUGCAGGCUAUUCAAGGUGGAGGAAAAAUAAAUUUGAAAGGCCUUUAUUCUGGUUUGGCUGGAAACCUUGCUGGGGUCUUGCCUGCUUCUGCCUUAUUUGUUGGUGUGUAUGAACCAACAAAACAGAAAUUGUUGAGGAUGUUUCCUGAAAAUCUUAGUGCUGUUGCUCAUCUGACAGCAGGUGCCAUAGGAGGGGUUGCUGCUUCUCUCAUCCGUGUGCCGACAGAGGUUGUUAAGCAGCGGAUGCAGACUGGGCAGUUUGUUUCAGCUCCAGAUGCUGUUCGUCUAAUUGUUUCAAAGGAAGGAUUUAGGGGUCUAUAUGCGGGAUACAGUUCCUUUCUAUUGCGGGAUUUGCCCUUUGAUGCAAUUCAGUUCUGCAUAUAUGAGCAGCUUCGGUUGGGCUAUAAAGCAGCAGCACGCAGAGAGUUGAAUGAUCCAGAGAAUGCAGUCAUUGGUGCCUUUGCUGGUGCAUUGACUGGAGCUAUUACUACUCCCCUCGAUGUGAUUAAAACUCGAUUAAUGGUUCAGGGAUCAGCAAACCAAUACAAAGGUAUCUUUGAUUGUGUUCAAACUAUUGUUAGAGAAGAAGGACCUCCAGCACUUCUGAAGGGCAUUGGACCAAGGGUACUGUGGAUAGGCAUUGGUGGUUCAAUCUUCUUUGGCGUCCUGGAAAGCACAAAGCGGGCGCUUGCUCAGAGGCGUCCAUCACCUCCCAAACAGUCAAAGCAAGAUUAAUUUUAUGUCCCGAAUGUUUAUAUAUAUAUUCAAUUCACCAACAUAGCAUCAGAGAUUAUCUGUGAUUGUUGCUCGCUUGGAGCUGGUAGCAAUUUAAAAAUCUGCAUUUGAUGAAAUAAGUUCAGUUACAUCUGGAAGAAAAAGGUUAGAUAGAAGUUAAGCAGGGCCAUCUGAAUGAAGCAUUACCAAGAUGUUUAAGGCUUAUUUAUGCCUUGAUUCUUUGUAGACAAAUUAAAUCAAACUUUUUGAAAAGCUAAAGGCAGUUACAAGUUCUGCACUUAUAAUUUAAAAAUCAAAUUUAUAAAGGCAGUUAUCAGUUCUCUCUGUAUUCA
Molecule: messenger RNA, 1507 nt
Organism: Mangifera indica (mango)
Lineage: Eukaryota; Viridiplantae; Streptophyta; Magnoliopsida; Sapindales; Anacardiaceae
Product: S-adenosylmethionine carrier 1, chloroplastic/mitochondrial-like
Exons: 13
Coding region: 201-1175 (324 amino acids)
Biological process (GO): transmembrane transport
Cellular component (GO): mitochondrial inner membrane
Molecular function (GO): S-adenosyl-L-methionine transmembrane transporter activity
Source: RefSeq, a predicted model, not a curated record